AUGAGGACUGGCGCGGUGCUGCUCCUGCUCUGCUCCCUGGCCGCGUCCUCGCAGGCCUCUGCAGGGAAGCCCUGCCACGCGCAGGUGGCCCAGCUGCGGCUCAGCGUGAAGAAGCUGCAGUACCAGCUGCUGGUGGCCACCUGGCAGGUGGAGCACCUGCGGACGCACAAGUACUUCCGGCCCAUCCGCCCGAACCCUGACCCACAGACGGAGGGGAGGAGCAACAGCAGCGGAGCGACGCAGCUGCCCCCUGCUGGAGGCCUGCUGGUGCAUGACCAAGACUGCUCCCAGGUCUACGAGCGACUGCGGCCGCCCAGCGGCUUCUACCGCGUCAGGCCCGCCGCGCGGCGGGAGCCGGUCCUGGUCUACUGCGACAUGGAGGACGGCGGGGGCUGGACGGUGUUCCAGAGGCGGCGGCACGGGCGAGUGGACUUCAACAGGGACUGGGCCGACUACAGAGACGGAUUCGGGGACUUCAAGCUGUGGAACGACGAGUUCUGGCUGGGAAAUGAGAACAUCUUCUCUCUGCUGGCCGAAGGGAGAAACCUGGUGAAGAUCGAGCUGAUGGACUGGGAGGGGAAGAGACGCCACGCCUUCUACGAGAACUUCAGGAUCACAGAUGAGGCUGACAAGUUCCGGCUCCGGUACGGGACCUACAGCGGCACGGCCGGGGACGCUCUGACGGGAGGCGGAGGGAUGGUGGAGCAGUGGUCGGCGUGUCUCGGCGGGAUGCAGUUCAGCACCAGGGAUCAGGACAACGACCGCUACCUGCGCGGCAGCUGCGCGGAGGAGAGCAAGUCGGGCUGGUGGUUCAACAGGUGCCACCAGGCCAACCUCAACGGCCGCUUCCACCGCCGAGGCCGCUACCAGGGUCCGUCGGACGACGGCGUGGUGUGGGGCACCUGGCGGGGCCUCUGGUACUCCCUCAGACACACCAGCAUGAAGGUGCGCCCCCUGCUGUUCCUGGACACGGCAGGCAGUGGAGGAGGAGCCGAGUAGACCCUCCACAGGGGCCGCCGGAGGCCGACCGACCUCGGGCUCCUGCUGUCGCAUGUUCUGCUCCAGUUUAACCUGCUCACAUUUAUAUCGUCCCA
This is a messenger RNA of Synchiropus splendidus (mandarinfish), 1094 nucleotides long. It is a transcript of the gene fgl1b, whose product is annotated as fibrinogen like 1B. The record is from RefSeq and is a predicted model, not a curated record. NCBI's taxonomy places the organism in Eukaryota, Metazoa, Chordata, Actinopteri, Syngnathiformes, Callionymidae. Bases 1 to 999 code for a protein of 332 amino acids. The transcript is spliced from 8 exons.